UUGUUCUCACUCACAGUAUCGAUGCUUCCUGCUCAAGACUAGUCCCAGGUCUGGACUCAUUGCUGACCAGCCAACCGCGACGGCCGGUAAAUUUUAGAAAUGUCGACAUGAAAAUAUCCCACUGGUUGGGCUAUUUCAACUUUGGGGCUUGAGUCUCUCCUCUGAGUCUUGCGGGGGACGGGAUCUCAUCUUUUUGAUAUUAGAGAGCCAUUGGAAUCAUCGAACACUCAUCUUGAAUAUCUCUUUCCUGCCAUGUAACACAACUCCUGGACAAUUUGUUAUCAUCAUGGACGCCGAAGCUUCCUCGUCUUCACUACUAGUUCUCCUCUCUAACCUGUGGCUGACCGGUCCAGGAUGGUCUUCACCAGGUCCAAAACCCGGCUGAUGAAGGCAGGAGAAGGCUCGAUAGUCCCCACAACAUUGCCUAACCUCAAUCGUACGGAAGGCCAAGUCAGUGUGGAUGAAAACAAACUUUCAUCACGACCUGUCCGAUCACUUCCUCUCGAGAUCAUGAAUAUGGUCGUCACGAUCCUCUAUGCGAAGAACGAAAUGGAUGCACUUGCCAAUCUGUCACGACUCAAUAAUUCAUUCUACGACUUGGUGACCCCUCGACUCUAUCACGUUGUGCGACUCUCUGAUUCUGUCAGCUUCCACCUUUUCCUGUCAUCCCGAGAGGCUCUAAGCCAACGUCUCAUCUCAACUGGUAUUGGUAAGGGCAAAAGCAGAGAGAAUCUGGAGUAUCCAAGGCCUCGCGAACCUCCAGCUAUUGAGCACUUGGAAAUACACAUGGCCGCUUGGACCGGCUCCGAAAGGCUUUUCGAUGGCAUUGAUUUAGCCUUCAUCGCGAAGCAGUACGAAAUGGACAUUGUAGAGAAUGUAGAGAAGAAGCCGUUCGACAUCUCCACCCUUUUCAUCCGUCUCAAUCGCGUCUGCCGAGCCUCUUUCGCUGAAUUCAAAAGGAUCGCGAACUUGUUCCAACCCCUGCACUUCUCGUGGCGAGCAGAUGACAUAUAUGAGCACGGCUCCUACACAGACAUGAUCGCCUUUCAACUGCAAUGGAUGUUCAUGGAUAAGUUCAUCCGGAACAGCUUCACAUAUAGCCCUCGUGUUCGCAGUGUAGACAUGCCGCUAUGUCGUUCCUACCGAACCUCAAGCAAAACUCGCCGUCUUGUCUUCCCUGAUCAAUUCAGGGACAGGAUCUCAGACAUGCCAAAGUGCAAGAUCGUUGGGUUUUUUCUUGCGAUCUCAGCCGUCUCAUCUUUAAACCCCCCGGGCGCCGUCCAUGAAGACCCACGUCCUACAUAUAUCCUCUGCAACUUUGCCAAGGAAGAAAGAGAAGAGAUCAAGAAAGUCAUUUGUCAUACUACAAGGUGCUGGAUGUUGGACAAGACCCCACCUUCAUGCCAUUUUAUCGAAGACAGGAGCUUGAGCAAUAUGAAUGCGGCAGCUUGGAGAGACUGGCUAGAAGAGGACUAUUGGGGAGAUUCGUCAGCGCUUGACGAUCCCGUCUCGGGAGACAAGCAGGCGUAGCGUUUGAGUAGCGCAUCGGGACGGCGUCAGCAGUGCGCCGGCACUGCGGUAGCAAGCUUACGGAGAGGAGCAGGGACGCUCGUCGUGUGCUAAGCGCAAUAUAGGAGAAGAUGAGGAACCGGUUGUGAAAGGAAAGCGAGGGCUUCUACGAAUGAGGAGACUACAGUCUGUGUAUAGCUU
Messenger RNA from Kockovaella imperatae, 1710 nucleotides. RefSeq lists its product as hypothetical. The transcript is spliced from 2 exons. Bases 355 to 1530 code for a protein of 391 amino acids. Lineage: Eukaryota; Fungi; Basidiomycota; Tremellomycetes; Tremellales; Cuniculitremaceae. The record is from RefSeq and is a predicted model, not a curated record.